This is a messenger RNA of Macrosiphum euphorbiae (potato aphid), 216 nucleotides long. The record is from the annotation of a GenBank genome assembly. Lineage: Eukaryota; Metazoa; Arthropoda; Insecta; Hemiptera; Aphididae.
AUGGUGCGUAAAUAUUUGAGGAAAUCUACUAGAGCAAACCAAUAUACAAAAGAUGACCUCACUCUAGCGAAAAAUGCAAUCUCUUCAAAAUUAUUGACAAUAAAAGCAGCUUCACUUUUGUACAACAUACCAUGUCCUACUUUAUACAAUCAUGUAAGUGGAUUUCGUGGACAAAAGUCUACAACAUUUGGACGCCCUACGGCAUUGGAUUACUAA